UGACAUAAAUUUUCUUUAUAAUUUUAUCAGAAUUCACUAUAAACUAUUCAGGCAUUUUAUUCAACGAUUCAGGUGAUUUCAGGGUAGGACGUGGUUUGCAAUGUGACAAAAUCCUUAUAAUAUCCUAAUGAAAAGUUUAUAGCUUUUAGAAAAUAACACAUCACACGUCUUACUGAACUAGUGCUAUUUACACACGUCAACAAUGGUUUUUUAUUUUACAAGUGAUGUUGUAGCACCCCCUGUAACUUUGUUCAUGGGUAAUGACAAACAUGAGAAUGAAGAUCUAAUUAAAUGGGGAUGGCCUGAAGAUGUAUGGUUUCACGUUGAUAAAGUUUCUUCAGCUCAUGUUUACCUUCGUUUAGCACCUGCUCAAACAAUAGAUGACAUACCAAAUUCUGUGCUUGAUGAUGCAUGCCAAUUAGUGAAAGCCAACUCCAUAAUGGGAAAUAAAAUGAAUGAUAUUGAUAUUGUUUACACAAUGUGGUCAAAUUUGAAGAAAACAGCUGGCAUGGAGGUAGGACAGGUUGCAUUUCACAAAGAUAAGGAUGUCAGAAAAGUGAGAAUCAUCAAAAGAAUAAAUGAAAUUGUAAAUCGGCUAAACAAAACUAAAAGAGAGGCAUUUCCAGAUUUGAGACUCGAAAGAGAGACAAGAGAUAGGCUAGAAAGAGAAGAUAAAAAGAAGUUAGUAAGAGAGAAAAGGGACAAGGAAAAAGAAGAAGAAAAACAGAGGAAAGAGGAAGCAGAAUUAAGAAGCUAUGCAACAUUAAUGAAAAAAGAGAAUAUGACAACAAAUCAAGACGGUAAUGAUUCUGAUGAUUUCAUGUAAAAACUAAAUAAAUAAAAACUGCUAAGAAUGUAACAAAA
Messenger RNA from Bicyclus anynana (squinting bush brown), 864 nucleotides. RefSeq names its product coiled-coil domain-containing protein 25 (gene ccdc25). The record is from RefSeq and is a predicted model, not a curated record. The coding region runs from base 203 to 826 and encodes 207 amino acids. The transcript has 4 exons. Lineage: Eukaryota; Metazoa; Arthropoda; Insecta; Lepidoptera; Nymphalidae.